Messenger RNA from Liolophura sinensis, 991 nucleotides. RefSeq lists its product as uncharacterized. Gene Ontology annotation, cellular component: cytosol. NCBI's taxonomy places the organism in Eukaryota, Metazoa, Mollusca, Polyplacophora, Chitonida, Chitonidae. The transcript has 6 exons. The record is from RefSeq and is a predicted model, not a curated record. Gene Ontology annotation, molecular function: kinase activity; isopentenyl phosphate kinase activity. The coding region runs from base 39 to 884 and encodes 281 amino acids. Gene Ontology annotation, biological process: terpenoid biosynthetic process.
UGAUCAUACGGUACGGAGACUAUUGUGUCCAUGUAGUCAUGAAAGUAGACCGUGUUAUAAAACUGGGUGGAAGCGCCAUAACAAGAAAAGACCAGCUGGAGACGCUGAAACUGGGAGAGCUUGAAUCUGGAGCUAAACUUGUGAAACGAUGUGUUGAUAAUCACCUGAAUUGUGUUAUUGUCCACGGUGCAGGAUGCUUUGGUCACUUUCAUGCCAAAGAAUACUCCGUAGUUUCUGGUUGUCAGAAAUUAACCGGAGAUAGUCAAGCUCGCGCAGCCAAGGGAUUUGUUUUAACCAGACAAUCAGUCACCAAGCUCAACAAACUGGUUGUAGACUGCUUGAUAUCUAAUUCUGUUCCAGCCGUGUCGGUUUCGCCGUGUUCUUCCUGGAAAACACGGGAUGGUAAAGUAUUGAGGGAUGGUGUGGAUGUUGUGGCGGAUUUACUAGAGAAGGGAUUUGUGCCAGUGCUUCACGGGGAUUGCUGCCUGGAUACGAUCAGAGGCUGGACUAUCCUCAGUGGAGACACUAUUAUCCAAACUAUCUGCGAGAAAUUGACUGUAGACACUGUGGUUUUCCUGACUGAUGUAGAGGGUGUAUAUGAUCGACCACCAUCUGAUGCAAACGCAAACCUUUUGCCCGAGAUCCUAGUGCAAGAAGGAGGAACUACCGUGGACGUGAUCACACGAACAACUGGAUGUGACGUCACAGGAGGGAUCAAGCAGAAGAUCGACUCGGCUGUUGGAGUUGUUACACAGACAAAGGGAUCAACGUCAGUCUUUGUGUGUGGCAUUAAUGCACCUGUGGCACAAAGAGUGUGUUUGUCUGGUGUGAGCGAAUCCAGAGGGGACGGAACAUUGAUCCGAUUGGCGGAGACUGGUACUUAAUAUAACCUUCAAACAAUCUUGGUGCCACGAGUUUAUCCAUCUGUGUAUCUUUAUUGUAAUAAAUGCUCGCCUUUUCAUCGUAUGUUUGUCGGGACUGUGUUUCACUU